AUGUACAAGAUGCAACUCUUGUCUUGCAUUGCACUAACUCUUGCACUCGUGGCAAACGGUGCACCUACUUCAAGCUCUACGGAGAACACAAAGGAACAAGUGAAGUCACUGCUGCUGGAUUUACAGUUGCUUUUGAAGGAAAUUAAUAAUUACGAGAACCUCAAGCUCUUCAGGAUGCUCACAUUUAAAUUUUACAUGCCCAAGAAGGCUACAGAAUUGAAACAUCUUCAGUGUCUAGCAGAAGAACUCAAGCCUCUGGAGGAUGUGCUAAAUGUUGCUCAAAGCAAAACCCAGAACUCGAUAGAUAUCAAGGAUUUAAUGGACAAUAUCAAUAGAAUAGUUUUGACACUAAAGGGAUCUGAAACAAGAUUCACAUGUGAAUAUGACGAUGAGACAGUAACCGCUGUAGAAUUUCUGAAAAAAUGGAUUACCUUUUGUCAAAGCAUCUACUCAACGAUGACUUGA
This is a messenger RNA of Eubalaena glacialis (North Atlantic right whale), 465 nucleotides long. RefSeq names its product interleukin 2 (gene IL2). The record is from RefSeq and is a predicted model, not a curated record. Lineage: Eukaryota; Metazoa; Chordata; Mammalia; Artiodactyla; Balaenidae. Gene Ontology annotation, biological process: immune response. Bases 1 to 465 code for a protein of 154 amino acids. Gene Ontology annotation, molecular function: interleukin-2 receptor binding; growth factor activity. Gene Ontology annotation, cellular component: extracellular region. The transcript is spliced from 4 exons.